Lucilia sericata (common green bottle fly) is the source of this 7403-nucleotide messenger RNA. It is a transcript of the gene Sptz, whose product is annotated as zinc finger FYVE domain-containing protein 26 homolog. Gene Ontology annotation, biological process: mitotic cytokinesis; regulation of cytokinesis; double-strand break repair via homologous recombination. Gene Ontology annotation, molecular function: metal ion binding; phosphatidylinositol-3-phosphate binding. NCBI's taxonomy places the organism in Eukaryota, Metazoa, Arthropoda, Insecta, Diptera, Calliphoridae. Gene Ontology annotation, cellular component: lysosomal membrane; centrosome; midbody. The record is from RefSeq and is a predicted model, not a curated record.
UGUUUUUGUUAUUUUCAUUUAGAGAUUACAUUGAAUAAGAAGUCAAAUUUUUUUGUAUUUAUAUUUUGUUUUUAUGCGUGAUUUUAAUCUAAUUUAAUUAACUAACCAGAAAACUUUCCACAUAAUUAACAAAAAAAUGUGCAAACAGUAAAAAAGGGCAGAAAAUUUAUCGAAAAGUGAAAAUGUAUUAUAAACGUUUGAAUUGUUUUUCUUUGUGUGUUCAUGUAAAAUGAGUUGUGGAUGUCUGUUGCCAGCUUAUCUUUAAAUCUACUUAAUAUAAAUUGUAAAAUAAAGAAACACAUUUUAAUAACUUUAAAACAAUAGACAGAUGUUAAAAAAUAUUGAUAAAAUACUUUAGCCACUAUGGAAGAUUUGGAAAAGCAUUACUUUUUACUGCUGCCCCAAGAGGAACAAGAGUUGAUACAGCUUUUCUACGAAAGUCUACGGCUGGAAAAAAGCUCAACACAACGUUGUCAAAAACAAAUAUGUGAUCUAUUGCUCAAUAAACCCUAUCCGGUUUUGGACAUUUUACUCUUAAAAUGGACAAAAUAUAAAUACCAUAUUAAAACUAUACUUUUAAAAGUGUUUGAAGAAUUAUUAAAUCAUGUUCCCGCUAACGGUUUCGAUAAUAAAAUUUUAAAAUUUCUUAAUAAAAUACCCGAAGAAAUACUACAGAACAGCCUAGAGGGGCCAUUAAGAAAAUGCUUACACGACGACACCAAACUGAAUAGAGAAUUUUACUUAUGCCUAAUGGGACGAGAAACAACACAAUCUUUAUAUGAUAUUUUGGAAUUGCUAAAAGAGGCACAAUGGCAAUAUUUUCAAAAUCCUUUGGGUACAAAAGAAUAUACAUUAUAUCAGGCUCUAGACAACAAGGCUCACUUUCUAACCCUAAUGGCCAAUCAAAUAACAAACUUCAAAGUAAUUCCCGAUGUACAGCUGAGAAAUAAUUUAAUUAUUUUGAAAUUAGUACAAGAAUUUUCCAUGACCAAUCAAUUGCUCAGUCAAUUGCCGAAUAUACAACAAUGUUUGGAGCAUUUUGAUAUUGAAACACCCGCAGAAGACUUACGUACAGUUUAUAAUUAUUUCUAUAAAGAUUUUAAGCGCUUAACUGUAAUUAUAAAUUAUGCGCAAAAAUUUAAACAUAUGUCCUCUCGCAUUAGUGUGCAGGAUAUACUAUUGAAAUCGUCCAAUCUGGAAGUUAUAAAUAAAUAUAAACUUCUGAAUAACUAUGAGGAGACCAAGGCAUUCAUAGAUUCCUAUUAUAUGUGGCAAAAUUCUCUAACAAACUCUAUUAAGGAUUAUGAAUUGGAAACGGUGUGUCAUUACUUUAUUUUAGACUGUGUGUUUCAGUUAAUUGUAACACCCUCCUCGGAGGCUUGUGAUGAAUUUUAUGCUCAAAAAUUACAAUCAUUAAAUGCUUUGUUAAGACAAAUGAAAAAUUUCCAAUUGUUAUGUCAAAUUUUAGAGGAUAUACUCAAGUUUACCUUCUUACGUUGGGAACAUUUACAAAAGCACAAUGAAAGUGGUGGUGGCGGCAAAAUGUCCAGCAAACUAUUGCUUUCUUCUGAUACUUCCUAUACCGAUGAUGAUAUUUUACCUGAUUCAGCAAGUAAAACGAAAAUCAAAACAAAAUUAUACCAACGUACUGGUUUCAUCUGUAAAUCCAAAGCUUUUGCUCAAUUAUACAACUUUUUGAAAACUUUUGUUACCAAAAAACUACACUCGGCUGAUUUUAAAAAUGCUUGCUCCGAUAACCAACAACGUUUUCAAGAUAUUGUUGAUUAUAUAGCAGAUAUAUUAUGGAAGUAUUCAUUGCUAGAGAAAUUAGAAUCUUCACAAAAUCAAGCCAAGCUGAAUAAUGUAGAAGUCUAUUUGGAUCCUGAGUAUUUGCCACAUUUUGUUCGUUAUCAUGUUGAUGCUUUAGAUCGUUUGUCAAGUGAUGAUGAGGAGAAACAAACAAAUUAUCAUAGCCAUUAUACUAGCCUGUCACGUCGUAAGGCAGCCAAAAAACGUCGACGUGCUACAUUUAGUGGAGCAAUUGCCAGACCUAAAGAAGAUUUAUCACUGCAACAGUGUCGUGUUCGUGCCAACGCUUUAGCUAAUUCCGUGGCAAAUAUUGAUCCUUUAAAACAUUUGGAUAACUGUAAAAGUAGAAGAGAUAUCAAUGAGGAACGUAGCAUUGUACUAAAGUUACUGGAAUCUCCCCAAAGUUUAGCAGUUUUGGCUUUAUCGUUGAAACGUUUUAAUGACGCCAAACAAAUUAUUGAGAAUUUCAAUUUACAAAAUUCCCAACUAAACACCGAAUUACAAUAUGUUGAACAACAACAAAAUAUUAAACAGAAAUUAUCCAUAAUUUAUGAAAACUAUCAGCGACAAGAAAAACAAACCCACAAUUCAAAGGAACCGUUAGCCACAGUUGAACAGAUACGUAAUGUAGCAGCUAAAGGAUUUGAAGUUUCGAAAAUUAUAAGUGUUAUCGAUAAUUUCGCCCAGUCGCAACGCAUCAAACAAACUGAGGCCGUUAAGGAGUUAAUACAAAAACACAAACAAAAUCCACAAUAUCGCUUUCUAACACAAUUCGAAGAAAGCAAUUUAAAUGCUGUUAUCAUUUGUGAUUUAAUAUUGAAUUUACCGUUAAACCGUGACAUAAUCACAAGUAUUUUAAUGGUUAUAAAACGUCAUCAAUCGAUACAAUCCUCAUUCAAGGAAGUCGAAAGCAUGGAAAAAUCUCAAUUACCUAAAAAUAUAGGACCACUAAAUUUGCUGGAAAAUCUAAAUGAUUGUAUGCGCUUAUUGGAGGGUAAAUCUGUUAGAGAUUUACUGGCUGACAAUAGCUACUCUUUAAGGCCACAAAAAAUUAUCAGUGAAUUGGCCAGAGAAAAAAUAUUUGAAGAAAUAUUCUAUAAAAAACCCAGCGAGUUGAGUCGUUGUGAUGAUUUAAAGUCUCUGCUAACACAAUUUCAGAAUUUAGAAUCGAAAUGUAAUUAUUAUCAAAGAUUCUGCAAUUAUGUACAUCAUCUUACUAAAUUGGUGCAUCUUAGAGAUCCCAAUUGUGAAUUUCAUGUAGAGGAGCUAUUGAAAAUAGAUCCUUGUGAUGUGGUGGGUGAAUUGAUAUUCAAUUGCGAUAUGACACCCUUGGAAAUCGAAGGCAUUGUUACGGCUUUAAAUUUAAAUCUAGUGCAUGUUAUUGCAUUAAAUAUCUGCCCGGAAAUUGUGGGUAAAUGUGGCUUGAAAAAACGUCAACUUACUGCACAAAAACAAGCUACUAUAUUUAAUUAUAUCGCCAAUUACAAUCGUUUAUUGGUAUAUUUACUGCAAGGUAUUAACAAUAAGGAUUACUUUACAAAAGAUGACAACAAUAUAGACUCCAUAUAUUUGGAACGUAUUUUGUGUAUGAGUGAAAUUGAUAGAUUAUCUUCGCUGUAUGGUGGUAAUAAGAUAAUUGCCACUUUAAGAUGUGAUAAUGUUAAUAUGAAACUGUUGGAAAAGAUUGAAUCGAAAAGGGAACAAUUGGAGUUAUUGCAACUUGAUAUUGGUAUACAAGAACCCAAACUUAUUAAAUCAAAACGUAUAGACUGCUUGAUCAUGGAUCUAAUACAGGAAGAUGCCAAAAACAUUAAUUUAGCUCCCAAAAUUCAUGACAUUGGCGUUCGGGCGAAUUUAAUUCAUAAAAAUUUUACUAAAAUAGCCACUACGCGUCUAGCUAAAGAACUAAUCGAAACAACAUUACAACAUCGAGAAGCGGUACAGAAAAUACCAAGAAGUUUGAGACAACAAUUGGAAGCAACAUUGAUUGAUAUUACCAUAUAUGCCAAAGUAUCAGAAGUAAUGCAAUUCGAGACAUGGCCUCAAGCAUAUGAUUUUGGUUUGAAAACUCCCAGUACAAUAUUUGAACGUUUACUGCAAUUGCAUCUCUAUAAACGAUGUUACGAAUGGUGUAAUGUUGUCAAAUUGGCGGAUAAUUUUAAGCCACAACGUAAGAAUCUACUAAAUAUACUUCUCAGCGCCUUGACCGAUAUGAGUGAUGAGCAGCAGUCACAGGAGAUGCAUUUAAACACAUACGAAUACUUACUGCACAUUUUGGAAACAUUUCCGGAAGUUGAUUGUAUUGCUUUCUUGGACAACAAUAAAGAUAAAUUUCGUUCAAUGUUUUUAUUGAAAUAUUCUAUAAAUUUCUUGGAACGCUUGGCCAAGUCAAAUGAUAAGGAAAUGUAUAAAAAUUAUAAAAUUUCUAUAAUAAUUUUUGAACAAUUAACUCCCGGUAUACGUAAACAAUUUUGGAAUUUAUUAAAAUUUCCUCUGUUGAUCAUUGAGCAGUUAAUAAUGAAUGCUAAAUUUGAAAUAUUAACUAAAGUAUUGCAAGCAGUGCGCCAAGAAUUGGAUAGAGAGACGAGUAGUGAGUCAUCAGACUCCCAUCAAUUGUGCCCUUUUUGUUUUGAUAAAAAUGGCAAUAUAUAUGAUUUGCAUGCCAAGAACAAUUCUCCCCUGAAGACACGUUUCCAGUUGGGUUCAGUGGAGAGUACAAAUGCCUCUGCUUUUAUAUUGCUUAAUUUUAAUCUCUAUCAAAAAGAUCAUUUCAUUACCAACGAUUGCAUAGAUCUGUUAUUGCGCAUCUAUGCUACUAAAGCUUUGGACUAUCAGAUAUCUGAUACAUCUUCAGCCUCGGAGCCCUGUUCCCAAAGCACUUGUGACAUGCAACAAUCGUUAGAUUCUUUAUGUGGAGCUUUUCAAAUGCCUCAUCAGGCUCCCACACGAGCCGAAUGGACCAGAGAUGAGGAGGCUUCACACUGCAUGUGUUGUCGUCGUGCUGCUUUCACUAUGCUCAUGCGCCGCCAUCAUUGUCGUCGUUGUGGUCGAGUCGUUUGUUUUGCUUGCUCUACCCAUCGUAUGCGUAUACCCGAACUCUAUGAAGAUGUUGAGGUACGCAUUUGUAAUGAUUGUCAUCGUUUGUCUGAGGAUUUUAUGCAGCGCAAAUCAAAUCGUGACUCUUUAACUGCUCAAGCCGAAGAUAUUGAGAAUAUUCCUGUGAAAUCGCGUACCAAACCAGGUGAACGUUUCAAGUGGAAAUUGAGUGGAAAUAUAACACAUGAUAAGCUUCUGCGAGAGGAAUUUUGUUAUGACCAUGCUCCUAGUGUAGCGCUUUGUCUAUCGAUUUUAGACUAUCAUUUGGGUAAGCAAAAGUGUGUGGACUUAUUGCUGUUUCACUGUCGUAAAUUGGAGAAAUUGAUUGUCCCCAAUCCGGAGGUAGACUAUGAAUUGGUGGCUAAGAUGAUGAACUGUUUGGCACUGGCGGCAAAGGUACGUGGUGCUCCUGCCGAAGUGGAAACAAUAAGAGAACAUUCCGAAAUUAUAAUCAGUGGUACAAAUGGCUGUGAAUCUCUUAUACCACCAGAUCCUUUAAAUAAUCAUGGUUUGCGUAAAUUAGCCGAUUCACUGGUGCAAGCCGAACGUUGGGAAUUGGCGUUAGAAGUACAUCUUAAAUGUGGCGUCCCAACAGCUGGGGUUAUCGGCUCAUGGUUGUCUUGCCUGCGGGUAGGAUGUUAUGAUACCUCGCCGUGCCACUUCUCCCACUGUAUGCCCAAGUUAACUACUGAAACCACGAACACUGCAAUUUGCAAAGUAAUUUUCAAUACCAAACUUCAGCUAUCAACAAAUGGCAAUUUUGAUAAUAUUUUGGGUUUGACAAAAGAUCAUGACAUCACUUUGAUACGUCGUCCCCAACAUGGUCCUCCUUUACUACAGGAAAUUUUAAAAUUAAUCGAAUCAUCACCAUUAAAUAAAACACAACCGGAGACCUUGCAACGUGCUUCCAUUAUACGCAGUUCAAAUACAUCGUUAGUUUCAUUACUCUCCCGACGUAAGGAAACCUAUGUAAAGCGCAUGCAUGAACCUGCCUUAAAUAUCUUAAAUACUUUGGCUUCUUUAAAACGCGUUAGUACGAAUAGCAGUGACACACCUGUUAAACGCAAAAUAUUAUUCCGUAAAACUCGUGGCUUUGAGGAAUGCAUCUAUUAUGUUCUCACCUAUGGAUCUCAUGCUGAUGUUAUAAAAUUCCUUAUGCAACAUAAUGACCUAAUAGCCACUUUAAAAUAUUUUAUUUUACAAAAACUUGAGCCUGAACUUUUUAUACAGCAUAUUUUAUUAGAACACUUAAAAAGAGGUCAAAUGCCUCAACUUAUCAGCCAAUUGCAAGAAUUUGACAGCCGUCUGCUAAUGUGGCGUACGGUACUGCUACAGGCUUGUCGUUACUUGGAGACCCAUAACCAUCUCAAUUCUCUCUAUCAAUUACAAUUACUUUUAAACGAUCCCAUUAGAGCUUCGAUGACAUGCGUUAAAUUUUACUCCAUGAAUUGUGAAAAUUUCCAACAACAACAUACGAAUUCCCAGCAUUUGCAUAAUGCUCAUUUACAUUUGCAAACCGAACUGGAGGUUUCGAAAUGGGAGAAUAUUAACUUUAACACGAGUAAAACAUCACAAAAGAACGGCAAUAGUAGUCGUAGAUCAAGUUCCGGCAGCAUUACCUCAUCUACGGGUGGUGGAAAUUUGCAAAUGCAAAUGGAUGCACGUUCGCUUAAUGCCCAUAUAAAUACGAUUCUAAAACAAUUGGAUGUAGCGAAAUUUUUAGCGAAAUGUGAAGUGGAAAAUAGUAGUGAUGAUAGUUUGAUAACGGAAAAAUAUCUAAAGCAGAUACGCUUAGAUUCAAACAAAACAUUACCCACGCUCUUCGAUAAAGUCCAAGAGAAAAUACAGAUUUGCAUUUUAAUACUUUUAUGUGGCAAAAACAUAGAUGAAGGUUUCGGUUUAGCCUACAGAAUUAUACAAGAUUAUAAAUUACCACCGAUUAAAAUAUUUGCUGCCACUGCUAAGGUUUUAGCUCGCAAUCAACGUUUACAAGAUGUUGAUAAACUGUUGAAUUGUAUUACGACCAAUAAUGGUGUUAGUACACGCGAUAUUGAUGAAAUUCUUAGUGUUGCUAUAAAUUCGGCCACUAAUAAUCAUGAACCCGAAGUAAAAACAGCACUCGAUAAUUUAGCCAAAAAGAUAAACAGUGUCGAAUUGAGAAUAUCUUCACAUAUAUUUAUUGGACAAUUAAAAUCGGCCUAUUUGCUGGCAAAUAAAUAUAAACGUGACUCGGAUAUACGUAAGAUAUUGCGACAAGCGGAAGCAACGAAUCAAAUACACAUUAAGAAAUUAUGUGAAAAGAAAUUACAAAUGAGUAUGUCCGGUACAACUCAGACAAAUUGAUCGAAAACGUUCACUUGUGCUAAGGGACAAUAUGGCAAUUGAUUGUUGUUAUCAAUUGAUUUUUCGUUAAUCGUAUUUAUAAUUUAUAAUUGUUUUACUUAUGUAUUCUUUCAGUUUCUCAUAGAUAAAGUAAUAUGUUAUUAUUAUAAAAAUAA